Acanthaster planci (crown-of-thorns starfish) is the source of this 1867-nucleotide messenger RNA. RefSeq names its product carbohydrate sulfotransferase 11-like. The record is from RefSeq and is a predicted model, not a curated record. Gene Ontology annotation, biological process: carbohydrate biosynthetic process. Gene Ontology annotation, molecular function: sulfotransferase activity. NCBI's taxonomy places the organism in Eukaryota, Metazoa, Echinodermata, Asteroidea, Valvatida, Acanthasteridae. Gene Ontology annotation, cellular component: membrane.
ACGGAAACGGUCGUUUUGCUUCCGACCAAGGACACACUACGAGUAUGUUCGUGCAUAGUGUACACUUGGCUAAGUCGUAUUACUGUAUUGUGAAGUUCCACUGCUGCUGUUGCGUUGAUACGAUGGGAAAUCGCGCUGAUCUGUGUUUAUUAGAGCGACGGUAAUAAGGCGCAGUACUGGCACGAUGUUACAUUCUUUGAAGUCUGUUGUUCUAUUGUUGACACUGAUAACAAUAUCAGUUGUCGUGUCAUUGUACCAAGCCCUGUUUACCUUGAACUUGUUCCGUGACCACAGUGAGACCUUCACUUCAAGACAGAUAGCCGGGGCUCUGCCAAAGAUCUCGGGCAAAGGAACACAUUCCACAGAACGCCGGCGAGGGGAAAACGGAGAGUUGGAAGCGACAACAAACUAUCGUGAUGCCUCCUGGAUAGAUAACAAGGCAGAAAAGUCUAAAUCCUGGCUUGAAGACCGCACUGCACUAGAGUUGGACAGCUAUCGGUACCUGCAUCAUCCAGAGACCGUCAAUAGAACCUAUGAUGUGUGGCAGACACAGCAGUUACGGAGAAAGGUUCUGCGGGAAACCUGUGACAGCCUACGGGACAAACACCGGCUGAGGAAAGCUGAAGUCCCGCCGAGCCACCUGCUCGUAGACGAUCGGCAUCGGUUCGUCUUCUGCGAGGUUCGAAAGGUGUCGUCGAUCGCCUGGCGCCGCGUCCUUGACGCCCUAGCGUCCGCCUACCCAGCCGGCCAUAGCGUGGGUGGGAUGGGGUUGCGGCGACUGGGCACGUACUCGGCACACCAGCGGGAACGCCGGCUGAGCGAGUACACCAAGUUUUUGUUCGUUCGGGAUCCCAUGUUGCGACUGGUGUCAGGAUGGCGCGACAAGUUCCUAGUGGGGCCCCAAAGGCACAAUUACCAGAGUUCCUGGGGAGCCAAAAUAAGGGGUUACUCGAAGCACCGAGCACGCAACAACUCCUCAUCAGAUUCAGUCCACGGUGCACAGCAACUUGUGCUAUCUUCAUCAGCAGUUGAGGAUCAGCCGGUCAGCUUCACUGAAUUCGUCAAGUACUUGACUGCUGGGCCACCCAGGUCCCCCCUAGUGCGAGACAUGCACUGGGAAACCUACAACUCCCGAUGUCGUCCUUGCCUCGUCCGCUACGAUUUCGUUGGGCAUUACGAGACCCUGGGCCCCGACGCGGCAGCUAUCCUGAACGCCCUCGACGGCCGCCGGCAAGGGAAUGGCAACCUCCGUUUUCCAGCCGGCCGUUCGGACUCAUUAUCGGUCGCUCGGCAGGAGUUCCCAAAACUCGCAUCGGAAGACGUCGUAGCAUUGGCCAAACUUUACGACGUUGAUUAUGAGCUUUUUGGGUAUUCAAUGAGCAGAUUUAGGAAUUGGUUGCAGAAUGCCUCAACGACUAAGUGAGUCUAUGGACUCAUUAAUUCUCCCUGGUAGGCUUCAUAUUGCAUUUGCAUGCACGGAGUACACGGGAAAUAUGGACCAUUUUUUUCUGUGACAUGUCUGACUAUAUGUAUGUAGAUUAGCUCUAGAUACUACUAAUCGUACAAGGCGUGUAUGGGGUUUUUCUUUCCCAGGAGCAAAAUAGAGUACCAUUCAGAUUAGAUUCAAUUACAAAAUUCAACUAAGAUAACAGUCAAUUAAGAAAUGAUUUUGACACGAAUUAGGUUAUGCUCUUUGGUCAUUUUUUCAUGUUUUUUCGUUUAUAAUCUAUUUCUUUGGGGAGGGGGUUGGCUAUCCACUUGGCUAACUUGUAUUCGUCUGUUCGAAAAUGUCUACAGCUUACAGGUUAGUUUUUUUUAAUUAAGAAUACGAGCGAUUCACAAUAGUGCGCCUCCAAGAGUUUGCAAC